Messenger RNA from Ziziphus jujuba (common jujube), 3359 nucleotides. Its product is annotated as ubiquitin carboxyl-terminal hydrolase 8. The coding region runs from base 206 to 2863 and encodes 885 amino acids. NCBI's taxonomy places the organism in Eukaryota, Viridiplantae, Streptophyta, Magnoliopsida, Rosales, Rhamnaceae. The record is from RefSeq and is a predicted model, not a curated record. The transcript has 13 exons. Gene Ontology annotation, biological process: protein deubiquitination. Gene Ontology annotation, molecular function: cysteine-type deubiquitinase activity.
CCCUCCUGGUAAUGCUCUUCACAGAAAAAGCUCCACCUGUUUCUCUGCAAAUCCGCCAUUCUCUCUCUUUGUCUCUCUCUCUCUCUCUCUCUCUCUCUCUCUCUCUCUCUCUCUCUCUCUCUCUCUCUGUUUCUUACAGAUACAGAUGAUCUGCAUUUUCAAAACCCAUUUCUAAAUCUUAGUAUUUCUCUCUCUUCCCUCAACAAUGGACGGUGGUCUCCCCGAAGAUCUCUCCGAUUCCACCCAGCGCCCAGAAUCAGACAGCGACCAGCGAGUCUACUUUGUUCCUUACAGGUGGUGGAAAGAUGCACAAGAUUCAGUUUUGGGGGAUUCAGACGGAAAGAGAGGGAUUCUGUAUGCUGCAUCGUCGGCUUCGUUAUAUGCAGGUCCCAUGAAAAUAAUCAACAACAUCUUCAAUUCGGAUCUUUUGUUUAAUCUUAGGAGAGAGGAGGAUCCUGUGCAGAAUUCUGAAAAUGGUGAAGUGGGUGUCUCUGGACGGGACUAUGCAUUGGUCCCGGGGGAAAUGUGGGUACGGGCACUCAAAUGGCACAGUGAUUCAAAAUUUGCAAUGAAGAAUGGUAGGAGCUUCUCAGCUGCGGAAGAUGACAUGGCGGAUGUCUAUCCUUUACAACUCAGGCUAUCUGUUCUGCGAGAAACAAAUUCAUUGGGUGUGAGAAUUAGCAAGAAGGACAAUUCCAUUGAGCUAUUUAAAAGAGCCUGCAAAAUCUUCAGUGUGGAUUCUGAUCUGUUACGCAUCUGGGACUUUUCUGGGCAGACAAACCUAUACUUGGUAAAUGACAAAAAUAAGUCUCCAAGGGACUGCCAACGGCAGUCCGAUGAGAUUUUACUGGAGUUGCAAGUCUAUGGAUUGUCAGAUUCCAUUAAGUGUAAGGAUGGGAAAAAAGAUGACAUGGUGUUACAAAAUUCAAUGGUUGCAAAUUUUUCUUCUGGUGCUUCAAUUGCAAUGAAUGGUACUGCUGGCAAUAUGAACUCUAAUGCUAUUCAUGCCAAUUCAUCAUUAUGGGGAAGCUCUUGUGAAGCUGGCUCUUUGGGGUUGACCGGAUUACAAAACCUUGGAAAUACUUGUUUCAUGAACAGUGCACUUCAGUGCCUAGCCCACACACCAAAGCUUGUUGAUUAUUUUCUUGGAGAUUAUGGUAGAGAAAUAAAUCAUGAAAAUCCAUUGGGAAUGGAUGGUGAGAUUGCUUUAGCAUUUGGCGAGCUGCUAAGGAAGUUGUGGGCUCCUGGUGCAAGUCCAGUGGUACCAAGAGUGUUCAAGUCAAAACUUGCUCGAUUUGCUCCUCAAUUUAGUGGCUUUAAUCAGCAUGAUUCCCAAGAGCUUCUGGCAUUUUUGUUGGACGGAUUACAUGAAGAUCUCAACCGUGUGAAAUGCAAACCUUACAUAGAAGUUAAGGAUGGAGAUGGUAGACCAGAUGAAGAAGUUGCUGAUGAAUAUUGGGGAAAUCAUUUAGCUCGCAAUGACUCUAUCAUUGUUGAUGUCUGCCAAGGUCAGUAUAAGUCGACUUUAGUUUGCCCUGUUUGCAGAAAGGUCUCUGUUACAUUUGAUCCAUUCAUGUACUUAUCAAUACCAUUACCUUCAACAACGAUGCGGACGAUGACUAUAACAGUCUUAAGUGCUGAUGGAAGUUUUCAGCCAUCUCCAUAUACCAUUAAUGUGCCUGAGCAAGGAAAGUUUCAAGAUCUUAUUCAGGCACUAAGCACUGCUUGUUCUUUGGGGAACAAUGAGACUUUAUUAGUAGCUGAGAUAUACAACAGUCACAUUAUACGUUAUCUUGAGGAGCCAAAUGAUUCAUUGUCUUUAAUUAGAGAUGCUGACCGGCUAGUUGCCUAUCGGUUAAUGAAAGAUAUUGAGCAAUGCCCUUUGGUUGUGUUCAUGCAUCAGCAAAUGGAAGAGCAGUACAUACAUGGGAAACUGACUUCAAGUUGGAAAACAUUUGGGAUUCCUCUUGCAUCAAGGCUAUGUGAUUCGUCUAGUGGUUGUCAUAUCCGCAAUCUUUAUUUAAAAUUGCUUAAUCCAUUUGAAAUACACGCUAAAGAUGCCUUAGAAGUUAUUGAGCACUCAGAGAUUACUGCACUUGAAGAAGUUACAGGAACAGAGGAAACCAUUACUCUUGGUACCAGUCGAGUUGUAAAACCCUGUUAUGAAAAUGGGGCUAACUCACCUGCAGAUGCCGAAUUACAGUUUUACUUAGCAGAUGAUAAAGGAACAAUCAAGGAAUCAAAGAUAGAAAUGAAUGAGCCAGUGGUGGUGAAGGGGGUGUCUAGGAGGUUGAAUGUGCUUGUUUGUUGGCCAGAAAAAAGCAUUCAACAGUAUGAUACUUGCCUUCUCAGUGCAUUGCCUGAGGUUUUCAAGUCCGGCAUUUUUGCAAAGAGACCUCAAGAGUCUGUUUCUCUGUAUAAGUGCCUUGAAGCAUUCUUGAAGGAGGAGCCUCUUGGACCAGAAGACAUGUGGUACUGUCCUGGCUGCAAACAGCAUCGGCAGGCUAGUAAAAAGUUAGACCUAUGGAGACUGCCUGAGAUCUUGGUGAUUCAUUUAAAGCGGUUUUCAUAUAGCCGGUUUUGGAAGAAUAAGCUAGAGACAUAUGUUGACUUCCCUGUUGAUAAUUUUGAUUUGUCAAAUUACAUUGCGCACAGGAAUGGCCAGUCAUGUAAUCGUUACAUGCUUUAUGCAAUUAGUAAUCACUAUGGAAGCAUGGGAGGUGGCCAUUAUACUGCAUUUGUCCAUCAUGGGGGUGACCGGUGGUACGACUUUGAUGAUAGCCAUGUUAGUCCUAUCAACCAGGAGAAGAUAAAGUCUGCAGCUGCUUAUGUUCUUUUCUACAGAAGAGUUGUGGAGGGAUAACCAAUGAAUAGAGACAGUUUAUUGAAAACUGUGUUGAAGUUGAGACAUCAGAUGAGCAGUUUUUUGCCAUCCUAGUUUUUACGACUUCAGCUACGAAGAAUCACAAAAUUCUUUUAUCUUUGGCGUUCUUUUAAGCCAACUGAGUUUCCUCCAUCUUCAAACUCGAGGAAAGAUAUAUCUGAUGGAGAUGGAGGAGCUGCCAAUGAAGAAUUGUACCAUAGCAACAGAUGAAGAUAUGAGAGACGUUUGAGGAUACUGCAGUACCUGUAACCAUUUGUCAUAGGAAAUUUUCAUUAACCAGAUUAGAAUCUUCUGAUGGGGUUUUUCCUAACCCUUAUUAAGAAAAGUGUAAUUUUUCUUUUCCUAUUUUUUUUGGCCCCCCUAUUUUAAAUAUUUGAUGAACAAUAUUGAUUUAUUUGAUAGGCAAGUCAUGAAUUCUUAUUUGUUGUUUACUGAUCUUAAAUUCGUUUAGUGGUAUCUUUUCUAUUUGUGGGUU